GAACUGUAGGGGGUGUGGCAUGCAUCAAAAUUAAACAAUGACCUGACGAAGCUUAUAAAAUAACUUGGGGGAAGCCAGUCACCAAGACAAGGCAUCUCAAGUUGGAUGACAUUGCAUGUGGAAACUGUCUUUAUCUUGAUAAAAAAGGUUCUGUCUGCAGCCACCCAGCCCCACGAUGGUGCCCGUGCUGCUGCUGCUCUCGGUGCUGGCUGGCCUCUUCGGUGCGGCACAGGGACAAGCAUUCCAUCUUGGCAGGUGCCCAGCUCCUCCAGUGCAGGAGGAUUUUGACGUGAACAAGUAUCUUGGAAGAUGGUAUGAAAUUGAGAAGAUCCCAGUGAGCUUUGAAAAGGGAAGUUGCAUCCAAGCCAACUACUCCCUAAUGGAAAACGGAAACAUCAAAGUGAUAAACCAGGAGAUGAGACCUGAUGGUACUGUGAAUCAAAUUGAAGGUGAAGCCAGCCAGGACAACCUCACAGAGCCUGCCAAGCUGGGAGUUAAGUUUUUCUGGUUGAUGCCAUCAUCUCCAUACUGGGUCCUUGCCACUGACUAUGAGAACUACGCCCUCGUGUACUCCUGUACUACAAUCGUCUGGCUUUUUCACAUGGAUCACGUUUGGAUCUUGGGAAGAAACCCUUAUCUCCCUCCAGAAACAGUGACCUAUCUCAAAGAUAUCCUGACCUCUAAUAACAUUGAUAUUGAGAAAAUGACUAUCACAGAUCAGGUAAACUGCCCCGAGUUUCUGUAAUGAGGCUCUAAAGGGAGGCUGCAUUCACUUCUUGUUAUUUCUUUUGCUUUGCUUUUUCCCCAUCCCACCCCACUCCUCAUAAAGACAAACCAACCAAGUAUGAGAAAUCACUGCAAAUACCAGAAGGGAAAUUUGACAGCAGAAGUCAGUAGAGAGAAACUCAAAAACAGUUGGCCAAACACUUAGCCAUGUACCACCCUGUUACCUUGCAAGCCUAAUAAUAAACUUGUUGCUGGCCUGCUGUGUUCACAGUAGAUUCUGAA
Molecule: messenger RNA, 1008 nt
Organism: Manis javanica (Malayan pangolin)
Lineage: Eukaryota; Metazoa; Chordata; Mammalia; Pholidota; Manidae
Gene: APOD
Product: apolipoprotein D
Biological process (GO): lipid metabolic process; lipid transport; response to reactive oxygen species
Cellular component (GO): cytoplasm
Molecular function (GO): cholesterol binding
Source: RefSeq, a predicted model, not a curated record